AUGGCGGACGCGACAGUCAUCUCAAAGGGCGACGCAUCUAUCGAUGUGGCGUCCAACCAAGGGCAAGAGCACCGCCUAGAAAACCCUGAGAAGUCAAGAUGGGAGCGUAGCUGGCCGACGAUAGCUUGCGGCGCUGGUCUCUUCUCUGAUGGAUAUCUGAAUAACGUUAUUGGAUCUGUCAACACGAUCCUCUCUACGAUCUACCCAGAUUCAUAUAACGCCUCUUCCGCCGUUAAAAAUGUUCCUUCGAUUGCCUUCGCCGGCACGGUUAUCGGCCAGCUUCUUUUCGGCUACAUAAGCGACCACUAUUCCCGCAAAUGGUCAUUAAUGGCCUCGACUAUUAUCCUGAUCGUAUUCGCUGCAUUAUGCGCUGGUGCUUAUGGCGCAGGAGGUAGCCAGGCCGGCUUGUUUGCUGCCCUAACAGCUUACCGUUUCUUCCUCGGAAUCGGCAUAGGAGGGGAAUAUCCAGCUGGCAGCGUCGCAGCAGCCGAAAGCACGGGAGAGCUAAAACAUGGUCACCGCAACCGCUGGUUCAUCAUGUUUACCAACUUCCAAAUCGAUUUUGGAUUUGUUGUUUCUGCCCUGGUACCCAUGAUCCUGGUCUUGAUAUUUACUGAGAAUCACCUACGAGCUGCAUGGAGAGUGAUGCUGGGACUGGGUGUAAUUCCUCCUUUAACCCUCCUUUGGCUACGGCUGAAACUGAAUGAGCCUGAAGAGUUCAACAGAGAACGUAUGCAUAAAUAUCCUGUCUGGCUUAUUGUCAAAUUCUAUUGGAAACGACUUUCGGUUGUCUCCCUUAUUUGGUUUAUCUACGACUUUUCUGCAUACUCCUUUGGCAUCUACUCAUCUGUCUGGCUGAAAAUCGUUCUGGGCUCAUCCGCUCCUCUUUGGAAGACUUUUGGAUGGAACACAGUUCUCAACCUCUUCUAUAUUCCUGGUUCAUUCGCAGGAGCUUGGGUAAGUGACUGGAUAGGACCGAGGUAUGCUCUCGCUCUGGGAGUCGGUCUUCAGGGUAUCUUGGGAUUUAUCAUGGCUGGCUGCUAUAAAUAUCUUGCCACACCACAAAACGUUGCUGGAUUCGUGGUUGUUUAUGGUAUAUUUUUGUCCUUGGGUGAGCUUGGACCGGGAGACAACAUUGGCCUUGUAGCAUCGAAAACUAGUGCAACGGCUAUUAGAGGACAAUACUAUGGCAUAGCGGCAGCUAUGGGCAAGAUCGGAGCUUUCGUGGGAACAUAUGUCUUUCCCAUUAUCAAAGAUAACGCACCAAAUCCGAUACGUGCUGGGCAGGAUCCCUUCUUUGUGUCUAGUGCACUCUGUUUGUUCAGCGCAGCAUUGACUGUAUUUUUGUUGCCCCAUAUUGGACAGGACACAAUCACCUAUGAAGAUAUGCGAUUUAGACAGUAUCUCCAAGAGAACGGGUAUGACACAAGCACAAUGGGAACUCAAGCGGCAGUCCCGGUGAGCCACGACCAGGAGAAGAACUAA
Molecule: messenger RNA, 1485 nt
Organism: Trichophyton rubrum CBS 118892
Lineage: Eukaryota; Fungi; Ascomycota; Eurotiomycetes; Onygenales; Arthrodermataceae
Exons: 6
Coding region: 1-1485 (494 amino acids)
Biological process (GO): transmembrane transport; carboxylic acid transport
Cellular component (GO): plasma membrane
Molecular function (GO): carboxylic acid transmembrane transporter activity
Source: RefSeq, a predicted model, not a curated record